Molecule: messenger RNA, 295 nt
Organism: Staurois parvus
Lineage: Eukaryota; Metazoa; Chordata; Amphibia; Anura; Ranidae
Source: the annotation of a GenBank genome assembly
UGGAGCCACAGUGUGGCGGUGGAGGCAGCAGCAAUGGGAGGCGGUACAAGGACCCAUGUCACACUGUGGACCCAGCAGCAGCGUGACGAGGCGGUACGGGGGCCCAUGGCAGAUUUGGGGCCUGGCAGCACCUAUGGGAGGCCUGUAAUCUGCCAGCAACCUAUGACAAAAUGGAAACCAGCAGGAGUGUGAGGAGACCUGAAAGUGGCACAUGGCAGAGUGUGGCGAUGGAGACAGCAGCAAUGGGAGGCCGUACAGGGACCCAUGAGAGACUGUGGACCUGGCAGCAGCAUGA